Messenger RNA from Vigna angularis (adzuki bean), 4769 nucleotides. RefSeq names its product pentatricopeptide repeat-containing protein At5g15010, mitochondrial. Gene Ontology annotation, molecular function: protein binding. NCBI's taxonomy places the organism in Eukaryota, Viridiplantae, Streptophyta, Magnoliopsida, Fabales, Fabaceae. The record is from RefSeq and is a predicted model, not a curated record. The coding region runs from base 172 to 2007 and encodes 611 amino acids. The transcript is spliced from 2 exons.
AACACCACGGUACACGGCUUUAGAUUCGUAGUUCACCUUUGCUUUUAGUUUCUUUUAGUCAUUUUCACAAACAUCUUUCGCUCAACGUUAACCGAAGAAAUUUGGGUCAUAAUAUUCUGGCGCUCUGUCCAAUUUCGAAAGAUUGAAGUGUGCAUUGCUUAUUCGUCAGCCAUGAACAGAAUCGGCUCUAGAUUAUCUCAUCUCUCUGUUGUGCUAUUACGCAUCAACCAUAACUCACUCAUUGUUAAUCGUUGUCAUGUAGUAGAACAGCCCCUUAUGAGUGAAGCUUUCAAUUUCAUUAAUCCUUUUAAGUAUGACAGAUUUUUAGCUCUGCCAAAUUUUGGUUUAUCAGUCAGGUCUUUUUCUACUUCAUCUUCAACCAGAAGCCCUGGGGAGGCAACUGAUGCCCCCGCACACGAGGCCUUGAGUGAUGAAGAUGAUGGGGGUGGGGAUGAGGAUGAUGAUUAUGAUGAUGGUCAUGGCAAGAAUAAAGAUAAGAAUGAUACCCAUUGUAAUAAGUUACAUUUAAGAGAUGAUGGUCUUGCCCCAGAUGUUAAAACCAUUUUGGAUAUAAUGCAGGAGAUGGGUUCUGGACCAUCUGACAUUAAGCAAAAGCUUGAGAAUUGCAGUGUCGCGCUAGCACAAGAGCUGGUUGGGGAGGUCCUUUCAAAAACUCGCAAUGAUUGGGAAGCGGCUUUCACAUUUUUCUUAUGGGCUGGCAAGCAGCCUGGGUAUACUCAUUCGGUUCGGGAGUAUCAUUCUAUGAUCUCCAUUCUCGGAAAAAUGAGGAAGUUUGAUACUGCUUGGACCUUAAUUGAAGAAAUGAGAGGAGGUAGAACUGGUCCAUCUCUUGUCACUCCACAGACAUUGUUGAUCAUGAUCAGGAGAUACUGUGCUGUACAUGAUGUUGCAAGGGCUAUCAAUACUUUCUAUGCUUAUAAACGGUUUAGCUUUCAAAUCGGGCUAGAGGAAUUUCAGAGUCUUCUUUCUGCCCUUUGCCGGUAUAAGAAUGUGCAGGAUGCUGAGAACUUACUGUUCUGCAACAAAAAUGUAUUCCCACUUGACAUUAAAAGCUUUAACAUAAUUCUGAAUGGAUGGUGUAAUUUGAUUGUUAGCACUAGUCAUGCAGAAAGAAUAUGGAAGGAGAUAAGCAAGAGAGGACUCAAACACGAUGUUGUCUCUUAUGGAAGUAUCAUAUCUUGCUAUUCAAAAUCUUCUACACUUUACAAGGUGCUUAGGAUGUUUGACGAGAUGAAGAAAAGGAAGAUCACUCCCGAUAGGAAGGUUUAUAAUGCUGUGAUUUAUGCUCUAGCAAAGGGUAGACUUGUGAAAGAAGCUGUCAAUCUCAUUGGAAAAAUGGAGGUCAACAACAUCAUUCCGGAUGUUGUUACUUACAACUCCUUGAUCAAGCCUCUUUGUAAAGCUCGCAAAGUUGAUGAAGCUAAACAACUUUUUGAUGAGAUGUUGAAGCGGAGUCUUUCCCCAACAAUUCAAACUUUCCAUGCUUUCUUCCGUAUGUUAAGGACCAAGGAAGAAGUAUUUGAGCUCUUGGACAAAAUGAGAGAGCUGGGAUGCUACCCAACCAAUGAGACUUAUAUAAUGUUGAUAAGAAAGUUUUGCCGUUGGCGCCAGCUUGAUGAUGUAUUUAAGAUAUGGGAUGCAAUGAAGGAAGAUGGAAUCGGCCAUGAUCGUAGUUCAUAUAUAGUACUGAUUCAUGGGCUGUUUCUAAAUGGAAAGCUAGAAGAUGCAUUCAGAUACUAUGCAGAGAUGCAAGAGAAAGGCUACCUACCUGAACCAAAGACAGAAGAAAUACUUCAGGCAUGGAUUUCUGGGAAACAGUCAACGGAGGGCCAGGUGACAGAUUUAGAACCUAAUCGAUUUGAAAAUGAUAGUUUUAAAAAUAAAGUGAAGGACAUACCCAGUAAAUUUGAUAGGGAAAAAAAUUUUCUUCGCCAAGCUGAGACCAGAAGAGUAACAAGAGAGCGAGGUUUUUCUUUGUGGGAUUAAGACGAGGUCCGUCCAAUGACACUUUAAUACUAUACCUUUGAAGAUGACACUUAUGGGUCAGCAUACCUCAAAUUCAAUUUUAUUUACCCGAAGGAGGUGGAUGGCAUGCGGGUGUAUAGCCAGACUUCAAUUUCCUCAUCAUAAACAAGAGCUGCAAGUUUUGUUAUGCAGCAGGGUGUAACAGAACAUCUUUUAUUUCGUGCCUUUGGCCCUGUGAUUUAAGAUCUCCUGUGGCCUCUGUUUUUAUGUAGUUAGCGCUUUUGUCUUACGGGUUGUUAAAGUCCCUUCAAACAUGAUAUUUUCCCAUGAGCCAUCAUUCAACUAUUCUGGAGACUGGAGAUUAUUUGAUCCUGGGGUUGAAGUGACUGAGGCUUCAUUGCUAGAACUUAAGCCUAUACCUGAACCCCUAACCAGGUCUCAAAAGAGCGUCAUUGUCAAUCAGGUAAACUGGAUUGUUGAUUACAUAAUACACCGUGGAAGCCAUUUAGUUGAGGGUUAUUUUGGUGCCCUUUCUGAUUGUUUUUAUUUUGGACCUUGUAAUAUAAGAAUAAAUUUGUAAUGCUAGUGCUAUCUAAUCAACUCUGUAUGAAGUUUUUUCAUGAUGACAGUUUGCAUCCAGAUAGCACGAUUUAACAUUUUUCUAUUAAACCUUUCGAUGGAGGGUGUUAAGAACUAGAUUUUAAGCUUAACUCAAUCUUGCAAAACCGGCUUAUAAAGUAAGGUUUACACUCACAUAUAUACUAUAAUCCAACACACACCCCUCUUGCCGAGAUAUAUACAUCCCGAGCAUGAGACUUGGCAUUAAUGGAUGGUUUGAUAGCGAUCCAAUAAUAGGUGGAACAAUAUGUUCAACAAACAACAAAUCUUGUUAGGAUAUGUUUUAAUAAUGACUCUAAUACCAUGUUAAGAAUUGAACUUUAAACCUAACUCAAUCCCACAAACAAUAAAUCUUGUUAGGAUAGAUUUUAACAAUGACUCUGAUACUAUUUAAGAAGUGAACUUUAAACCUAACUCAAUCCCACAAAAUCGACUUGUAAAUGUGACAUCCACAUAGGUUUCAACAAACAACAAAUCUCGUUAGGAUAUUUUUUAACAAUGACUCUGAUACUAUGUUAAGAAAUGAACUUUAUGUCUAACUCAAUCUCACAAAACCGACUUGUGGAUGUGGGACCCACAUAUGUACUAUAAUCUAAUAUACGCCACGCUGCUAGAUGCAUGGUCUAUUAUUCAUGUAAUGCACCACCCAUAGAGUAGAACAGGGAGUUCGCGAAAGAAGGUUAGUAUUAGUGAGGUGCAUGAGUGAGCUGACUGUGUGGAAUCCGUAACUUUGAUUGAUACGUGGGCUCUUACUAAAUUGUGGAUUAUGGCCGCAUCUGGUCUAAUGGUUCUUAGUGGUAUAGGUAACUUUAAUUGUGGGUGAGGUUUGGGUGAUCAAAAUGAAGAAUGUUGAGAGAGACUAUGUCGUUCUGCAAAGGUUACGAGAAAUGAAUGAGAGAAAAAGAAAAUGAACCAGGACAAGAUUGGUUCUUACCAACUCGACUAGUUCAUGUAGCUUGGGAUAAACUUUGAUCAACCUCUAGCUCCCACUUGGAUAAAGCUAAUGAACACCGCCAAAUGACAGGAGGACCUCUAGCUCCACCUUGGAUUAGCUAAGGGGCACUAUCAAAGAAAAACAAGAGAACCACCAUUUGAACUUAGAUCAAGGCCAGGAAAAGUUUUUCAAAAUCUGAUAAUGUUUCGUAUGUCUUGAUUACAACUAUAAUGCACAUGCAUAUAUAUCAUGCAAUCACACUCAAGAAAAUGCACUUAUAAUCCUGUGAACAAUUCUCAAGAGAAUUAUUAAUAAUUGUAUAAACACUUUGUAAACUGUAAGAUCCUUGAAAAUAUUUGUAAGUUAGAUACUAGAUAAAAAAAAAGUGAAUAGUAAAUUGUGAAUAGUAAAAAAAAAAUAUUUUUGGAAAUGAUAAGUGUUCCACGUAGCUUUGAGAUCAGAAUUCAUCAAAUUGCAAAUAAAAAAUUAUUUUUGUAAUAAUAAAAUGAAUAAAAAAAUGAAUAGUUAAAAUGAAUAGUAAAAAAUGAAUAGUAAAUUUUUUUGUUAUAAAUAGCCAAGGGGGGGAGGCUGAAAAUUUACACCAAAGAACUUAGAAAAUUUUUGAGAGAAGAGAGUUGGAAGAAUUUCAAAUUUUGCAAAGGGGAUAUUCUGGAAGUUUUCAGAGAGCGAGGGGAUUAAGUCUGUAAUAGAGGUAAGGGGAGCUAACUUUGAGUAUUUCCUUUUGUAUUAUCUUGAGUCUUGAAUAUGCUAUAUUUUGCUUUUGUCUGAUCUUAAAUCUUGAAUAUGGAGUAUUUUGUUUAUGUAUGAUCUUAAAUUUUAAAUGAGAGUAUGCUUUUGUGUUGAUAUCCAAGUGUGAUAGUUGUAAAAUGUGAUGUUGAUUAGGUUAUGCCAUUUGUAUGUUAUUAGUUGUUUAUUUUUGUAUUUUGGAAGGAUUAGAAAUUGUCUAACCGGCUCUGCCAGAUUUAAUUUCUUGUUUCCCCAAACAUUUUAUUGUUUUCCUUAUUUAUUUUUAUUGUAUUUUGGAAGGAUUAGAAAUUGUCUAACCGGCUCUGCCAGAUUCAAUUUCUUGUUUCCCCAAACUUUUUAUUGCUUUACUUAUUUAUUUUAUUGCAUUUUUGGAAGGAUUAGAAGUUGUCUAACCGGCUCUGCCAGAUUCAACGUCUUGUUUCCCCAAAAUAUUUAUUGCUUUACUUAUUUAUUUUAUUGCAUU